UGCUCUAUGUCUGUCUUUCUUUUUUACAAAUACUAGACAGUCUGUUUCUGAAAUUCUUAAAUAAGUUGUGAAGUGAUGUCAAUAUUUUUAAUAACUUUAAUUUUGUAGUAAAGAUAAAUAGGUUGCUUAGUAGUGAACAUCGUUUUUAAUAAUUAUUACUGAUAUGUGAGUGAGCUUUGUAUCACGUUUCUCAGUACGUGGUUGUCACAAAAUGGCUGCCGUAAAGAAAACGACGUACAACUUUGAGAAAAUAUGUCGCGUUUGCUUACAAGUAAAAAGGGAAAUGAGACCCUUGUUCGAACAGCUGACUGCGACAAUGCUGAUGGAGAUAUCAAAAGUGCAGGUUGCGGUAGGAGAUGGAUUACCAGCACAGCUGUGUCUGCAGUGCGUGCAGCAGAUCUCCAGGAAUAACGCCUUCAAGGGUAUGGUGGAGAGGAAUGACAUCGUGCUGCGUGAACAGAAGGCCAGGGAUGACGAUCUUCUCAAAAGCAUACAUGCAGACGGAACAAUAUCCAUACAAUGUUCUGAGACGGGAACAUUUCUGAAGUUCGAUGACACGGGACUCAGCAGUAAUCAAAUAUUAGAGGGAUUCUUUACAGUACCACUACAAACUAAUCAGGAAAUUAAUAAAAAUGACUUUGAAAUGGAAAAGAUACAGCCAGAAACAAAAGCUGAACAGAAAGACGAAAAUGAAGCCCUGAAUUCAGACGAGGAGAACUAUUUACAAAUGGUUGUAUUCCAAAGUAAUAAUCUGGUAGGGCCCGGCAGACACAUGUGUAAUCUGUGCCACAAGGAGUUCAAACAUGCGAGGUGGCUAAAGUUACACAUGAGAUCCCAUUCUAACUGGAUUAAGGCGAAUUGCAAGAAACCACCCAUGUGCCCCAUUUGUGAUCGAACUUUUAAGGGCCAAGGUAUGCUCAAGAUGCAUAUGAGAACACACGAAGACCGCCCUCCCAAGCAGCCAACUUGUUCCGUCUGCCAACGAACUUUCCCAACAAAGACGCUGUUGUACCGCCAUAGACAAACACAUUUCGAACAGAAGUCCCAUCAGUGCACCGUAUGCGAGAAACGGUUCUUUAGCGCGUACGCAUUAAGGUCGCAUAUGGCGCGGCACAGAGGAGAGAGGCCGUACGUGUGUGCCGUAUGCUCUAAGACCUUCUAUAACCCGACUGAUUUAAAGGUCCAUUUCCGCAUGCACACGGGAGAAAAGCCACUCAAAUGUUCGGAAUGCAACAAGGCGUUUAGGCGCCACUCCACACUUUGCCAGCACAUGAAGAAACACCGCGGUAUCAGGAACCACGUGUGCAAUAUUUGCAACAAAGCCUUCUACGAGGUGUCCAAACUUAACGCGCACAUGAGAGUCCAUACAGGGGAAAAACCCUUCGAAUGCCAGUUCUGUACCAGAAAGUUCACGCAACUAUCGGCGCUGAUCUAUCACCGAAGAACGCACACGGGCGAGAAGCCUUACUGUUGCAAGGUGUGCCCGGCCAAGUUUACGACGUCGUCGGCAAGGAACAACCACCUGUUGACUCAUACUGGACUGAAGAAGUUCGUGUGUCCCGUGUGCCUGAAGGGCUGCUCAAGCCGGACAGAGCUGAGGGUCCACUCCAGCAAGCACACGGGUGAGAAGCUGUUCGGAUGCGAGACGUGCUCGCAGCGGUUCAGCUCAGCAUCAUACCUGGCCGUCCACCGCCGCUCUCAUAACACCGAAAUCAAAUACCACUGCAACAUCUGCGAUAAAGGUUUUACGGAUUCCAAUGCGUACAAGAAACACUUAAAAACUCACACGAAAGACAAAGGAACAGAUAACUCGACGGAGGUGACGCAGGAAGUGAAAAUAAACAUGGAUAAGGAAGUACCGGAGAUCGAGCAGGUGGAUGAACAGGAGGACACGCAGACCCAGGUCACAGAAGCGCAGGGCGAAAGUGCACAGAAGCGUUACAGAUGUGGCCUCUGUGUAAAGAGUUACACAUAUUUACACAGUCUGAAGCGGCAUAUGCUGACUCAUGUGCAGAUGUGUGUGUAUAACACAGAUGUCUCCGAGAAAAUGUACGCGUUUAAGCAGCAACAGCAAGUGCAACAAGAACAACAGCAAGUGGCGCAGCUUCAGCCGCAGCAGUUGCAGCAGGUGUUGCAGGUGGGCAGCGUGCAGCAGCUCGCGGUGCCGCUUCAGCACGUGCAGCAGGGCCUCGCGGUCUCCGGCGUGCAGACGGUACAACAGCCGUAUCCUGUUAUGUCGACAGUACAAUCGCUGCAGCUGCAACAGACGCAACAACAUAAUAAUGGGCAACAACCGCAGCCGCUACAAGUACAGACCAUACAGAUACACCCGCAUCACCAGCCAAUACAGAUACACACCGUAGGAGUGCAGCAAGUGCAGCAAGAACAACUGCACGUGGCGACCUCGAGCUGUCAAACAAUGCUGCCAAAUAUACUGCAGCUCCAGCCGGGCACUGUGGUGUCAGGUCUCGGGCAGCAGGAUCUCAGUGGUGUCGCUCACCGGAUCAUCCUGCAACAACAACCUGGACAUCCCUCGCACCCCGCGGUCUACACCAUACACCACUGAACCUCAUUAUGCCGCUGCUAAUGCUUAGUUGGAACGGAGAACUAAGUUCAGUGUUAAAAAAAGAAAUAUUCAUAGAGUUAGCAACCUAAUAAUAAAAUAAGAUGUCUUAUUGAUUUUGAAAAAUAGGUUCUUUUCCACGAAAUAGUCUAUUACGCACCGAGGGAGAAAAGUAGGUCCAAUCUCACCCGCGGAAUAUCGGCUCGGAUGACAAUUGUGGGUGACAAUCCUACUUUUCUCACGUGGUGCGUAUACGAUUUUUUUCCCACUUAGAUAAAAAGCUCGCUUUAAGUCCCUGGUACUAGGGACGAAAGUCGUCUUGCCGGGAGAGAAUCGGUCACUUUUGUCCCUCGUACCAGGGACAAAAAGACAGCUUUUCAUAGAGGUGGGAAAAAAAACAUAUUUUAUGAUUGCCUGCUUCAUUCGAUCAAGCCAUUGCAAUGUUGACAAAAGUAUUUAUUUCUGUAAUAGAUUUGUUUAUUGUUUCGAAUUAUAAAAUGAAAUUGUAUUCAUACAUUUUAAAUGUGGAAUACAAUAAACGGCGAAACGAAAGCUUUAAAAUUUUUUCAACAAUAUCACUAACGAUAAUAAUAUAUAAAUUAAUUUUCGAUCAAUAUCAACUUAAAGAAAAAACACUUGUUAAUUUUCUGCCAUUGCGUUGGUAUCGAUUGAACUAACCACGCGAUAGCAGUACUUUUGAUAGUGCUCGAUUGUGCGAAGCGUUGCUAUAGUUGGAAAAUUCCACGUUGAGCAUUAUACCAUUUACGCUUUAAGGCUGUUGUUGGAAAACUACAAUAAUUAACAACUAUUAUAAUAUAUACCUACAACACAAUAAUGAACAUUAUACCAGAUUAAUAAUCGCUAUUUUGUACUUUAAUGAACGUUAUAACUACGCAAUAAUAAUAAUUAAUGUCCACACCACAUUAAUACAUUUUAUAUAUUACAAUAAUGAGCAUUAUACCACACUAAUGAUCGCUAUUUUAUACAAUAACGAGUGUUUUACUACGCAAUAGUAAAUGUCACACCACAUUAAUAAACUUUAUACCAUACAAUAAUGAACAUUAUACUAGACUGAUGAUCGCUAUUUAUACUAUAAUGAACGUUAUAGUAACAACCAUAAACUUAAUAUACUACCGUAUUAGAGAAACACUCUUCUCAUUAUGGCGAGACUUAAUUUAAAUUGUUAACUUGUGCUAGUUUUACAGAUAUGUACGUGAGUAAGUGAAGUGUAUAGUAUUUUGCUUUUGGUCAAUCCCUAUGACAAAUAUUGAUCAACGGCGUCAUAUUCACGUAUAACGCAAUAACGAAUGUCAAACCACACUACUUAAUUCUAUACAAUACAAUAAUGAACAUUAUACCAGGUUAAUGAUCGCUAUUUUGUACUAUAAUGAGCGUUAUAACUAAGCAAUAAUGUCACAGCACAUUAAUACAUUUUAUACAAUACAUUAAUGAACAUUAUACCACACUAAUGAUCGCUAUUUUAUACUAUAAUGAGCUUUAUACUACGCAAUAAUAAAUGUCACACCACACUAGUUAUUUUAUACAAUACAUUAAUAAAUAUUACAUCUUAUUAUUAUGAACGUUACACCAGGGAUGGAAAAUCUUUUAUGUACAUAUUCAAUGACUUUAGACGACCUGUAUAGCCGAGUGGUUAGCAAUCCUACCUACUAAGCUAGAGGUCCUGGGUUCGAUUCCCGGUAGGUGCAAUCAUUUAUAUGAUGAAUAUGGAUGUUUGUUUCCGAGUCAUGGAUGUUUAAAUGAAUUUGUGUAUGUUUAUAUGAAUUUAUGUAUGUUUAAGUAAGUAUAUUGUAUUAAAUAUAUCAUUGUCUUGUAACCCAUAACACAGGCUAUAUAUGCUUAACUUGGGGCAAGAUAAUUUGUGUAAAAAGUGUGUCAAUAAAUAAAAAAAAUGUGCUUUAAUUUCAUGAAAGAAAUUUUUGUGGUAAUAACGUGUUAUCAUUAUUUUGUGGCUACCUGGUUCAAUAUAUAACUAGACACUACUGUAUCCAAGGUUUGAUUACUGAAUUUUAGCUACAAAAAAUGAAAUGCAAUUGUGAUCGUGUUUUCUAUUUUGGCGUUCUAGAAUAAUCUUAUGACCAUGGAUAUGAAUGUAAUUUAAAUAUAUUACUAGUGGACUGUAUCAACGCACAUAUGAAUUUUAUACAUAUACAAUAGUAAUGAUUUUAUUACACAAUAUUUAAGGUUAUAACUACACCGUAAUGGCCUUUAUGCAAUUUUUGCAGGUUUGCGCAACAGUGAUCGCUGUAUAAUAAUACAUUUUUUUAUACAAUUUACACCUACAACAAUUAUGACCUACAUUCGUAAUAUUAAAAGUUAUACAACGUAGCAUUUUAUAAGUCAUGCCAUUUUAUAGGUUAGGUAUACAACACAAUUUAUAAGUUAUAUAUAUACAUAUAGGUAUACUAGCUGACCCAGCAAACGUUGUAUUGCCAAUAUUAAAAUCGCGAUACAAAAGUAACUGUUGAUCGUAGAUGGGUGAAAAUUUGAAGUUGUAUGUACUUUUUACUCCUUACUCAUAAAACAAAUUUAAAAAAAAAUUUCGUGUGGACCACCCUUAACAUUUAGGGGGAUGAAUUCCGAUUCUCAGACCUACCCAAUAUGCACUCAAAAUUUCAUGAGAAUCGGUCAAGCCGUUUCGAAGGAGUUCAAUGUUUAACAACAUGACGCGAGAAUUUGAUAUAUUAGAUUAUUAAAAUCUUAGAUUAAUAAAGGAUUGGUCUCUGUUGCGCUCUAAAUAGAACUGCACUACCUAAGAACAAUAGCCUUUUUAUUACGGCAACUAUUAGAUGCUCGUGUGCGUGGCAUCUUGACACUCCAUGUCAUCUUUCAAAUUUUGUAACAUACGCUUCGUGUUAUAUUACAUUGAAAUUAAUAAAAUACAAAAUACUUACUGAUGAUAUGUGAUCUCAGUGUUUUUCUUAUAGGUAGUAUUAUUUUUACAAAGUAUAGCUACGCCACCCGGCAUUUUAAUUUCAAUUAUUAGUAAAGAUUAACAGAACAUGUGGCACGUCAACGUCACCCAUUGUUCGAGACUGGCCCGAGUACGCCCGCUGGAGCGUAGUAUUCGUUGCCGCAUUUUGCGACUACGUCUGUAUUAUCUAGUUGGAGCGCAGCGGCGACCAAUCCUUAAUCUAAGAUUUCAGUGUUAAAUCUGAAUAACGUAUCUAAGGUGACCAUUUUUUUUGAGUCUUAUACGUCGUCUUAAAGUCGUAUUUUUAAAACGGUCUUUUAAUUGUUUUGGUUUUCAGAUUUCAACGAAUAAUAAUUUAAUCUACAGUAUUUUAAAGAAAAUCUAAUCGAUUCCAUACAUGAACUCCUUCUCCUAUAUUAACCUUCCAAUUUCAUAUAUCUUGUUUUAUUCUAGUACAAAUUCUUGAAUUUGUCAAUAAUAUUUCAUAACAUCAAGAAUUAUUUCGUAAAAUAUGCUCCCCGUUGUUAUAAUGAAAUUGUUUCACAGCAGAACUGUCAAACCGUAAAUUCUCUCCAUAUAUUAUGUCCAUGCAAAACAAAUGUUGGAAAUAAAAAUAAUUAAGGGUGUAAAUAAAAACUAUCCUAUCUCUCAAGUUGGACUAAACUGCACUCCACACAAACUAAUCUCCAUUAUAAUCCGCGAUGCCUAUCUUAUAAUUAUAUUAUAAGAUAGGCAUCGCGGAUAUUCUUGAAGCUGACUGUACAUAGAUGAUAAGCUUUAUUGCUUACAUAUAUUGUGAUAUUUAUUUUAUUGUUAAUAUAACUAGGUGUAGCUUUAUAUAAAAGAUUCGAUAGUACUUAAACUGAUAGAAAGCUGGUUUUAUUUAUAAAAUAUUAUUUAAUUUUAACACCGGAUUGUAUUCAUUGUUGUCAUAAUAAAGUUUUUUAGAUUAUUA
This is a messenger RNA of Leptidea sinapis, 6450 nucleotides long. RefSeq names its product zinc finger protein 431-like. The coding region runs from base 212 to 2566 and encodes 784 amino acids. The transcript has 15 exons. Gene Ontology annotation, cellular component: nucleus. NCBI's taxonomy places the organism in Eukaryota, Metazoa, Arthropoda, Insecta, Lepidoptera, Pieridae. Gene Ontology annotation, molecular function: zinc ion binding. The record is from RefSeq and is a predicted model, not a curated record.